AUGUCUCAAUGUGCCGGGGGCGGCAAAACCGGCGUCGCCGCACCCGAUGCACAGGCGUGGACCGAGGUGCCGACUGCGUGCAUCAGCACAUGCGCGUCUGGAUGGAUUCUCCAGUCCGUCGAUGAUCGUCGUUCAGCCGUCGGAACGCGGUUAGACCGGAAGAAGAUUAAUAUGCUUCUUAACUUCCUUCAUUCAUCUCAUGAGAACAUUCGAGACGAUUGGAACGAGAAUUGGGAAAUACAACCCCGUAAAAGAUUCGGCUUCUCCCAAACAAACGAUCCUGAACGUCAACAUGCCCACCAGACAUGUUCAAUCGAUUUAAAUAGCAACAACAUAAACAAAGAAAGCCGCAAUAACAACAUCAACAACGUCAACAUACGAGAGAACCAGAGUGUUGACAACAAUUCACGCGGUUUCGACAAUAAUGAUAACGAGGACGACGACAAAGAAAUAGAUACAGCGAACCUCUUUAUAAAAGAUUUGGGAGGUUUGAAAGAGAUUUAUACAAAACCGAAACUCUCCCUGUUGGACUUCAAGAAGAUCAACUCGGAGAUGCUCCACAACGAUGGAUUGUGCAAAAAACCAAGGCGGUUCGACAACGUCCAAUGCAACUCCCACUUCCCGGACAAUGCACAGGAGGAGGAAAAAGGCGAAGACGAUAUGCGAAAAUGCGAGAAAGUAAACGAUGACGAGGAAUUCAGCAAAGGAAAACAGAAACACUUACGUGGAGGUGGUUUCGACGUAAGCAACAUAGAGACUUACAUGCCAAAGCUUGACUUGGAAUCGAUCGAAACGCACCUCAAAGCUGCUAGAGAAGAAGAGAAAAGAAGGAGAAAUGAGAGGGAGGAAAUCAGGCGGAGGUUGGCUUCUGGUUGUGAUUCGGAUGAAUACUACGGGACUAGAUCUACGAAAAAGCCCAGCCUUCAAACCAGACUUCAAAAUGGGAUGAAUCUACAAAUUUGUUUUAUGAAUGAAACAAGCUCUGAUACAGAGUCACCGAGUACAGAAGAGAGUAGCCCGUCAUCAGGUCAGAGCCCACCAUCACAAAAGUGCAAAGCAGAGCCACCAAAUGACAACGUUAGUGGCAAGCCAAAUUUGAAACAAACAUUAUCUGCCCGAUAUCCAAAUUCACAAGCAGAAGACUUUUUCACAAAACAGACCCAGUUGCAAGCCGAGGCUAAGUACGAAUUGUCUCAAGCCAAGGACAGAGCUCGUCUUCAGAUGGAAGCCGAACGCUCGAGCAGAAAAGACAACUCGAUCACAGAAAUGCUGCGAAAUAGCCUGAAAAAGGUGGGAGUUAGUUUAUCUGAAGAAAGGAGAAGACUAACGAGGCAACUUCUCACUGACAUGAACGUAGCUCAACUUCAAGUAAUUGUUAAUGAUCUUCAUUCUCAAAUUGAAUAUUUGAAUGAAAGCCUUGUUACUCUGCUGAUGGAACGAGAUGAGCUCCAUAUGUCACAAGAUUCUAUGUUAGUCGACAUAGAAGAUGUUACAAGAUAUCUAGGAGCAAAAGAGGAUUGCUUAAAUGUUGAAGUCAUUCGAAAUAACAAUGUUCAACCUUCACCGAACAAACAGAAGCAGUCCAGAGUUUUAAACUAUGGCAUCGAAUAGAAAAGGCACCUUGGCAUGCGAGCUGAGUAAUAUUAAAAUAGUUGUACAUAUUAAUUUUACAGAAUUAGGCAGAAUUACCAGUUUCUGUUUUUAAUAAGAAAACGAGUGAAAUAACUCAAUCCAGGUUUUUCCUUAUUAAACCAAAUCGACAUUUCUUUGAGACAAGAAAAAAAAUCCGUCAAGAAAUGAGAUGAAAAUAUAUGAAAUAAGACCAAAAUUGAUAUGUUAUACUGUUUAUCAAUACUUUUGAUUUGACAAAAUAUAAAGAUAAAAUUAAUGCAUUUAUAUUAUAUGAUUCCUAAAAAGUCAGUGAGUACCUACGCCAAUACCUCGACGUCCCCGUAUUGCUUGAUGUAAUUGUUAAAACCCAAUAUUAACCGCAUUUUGGAAGUAAAAGGCUAUUUUUCAUCCCAAUGGUGAUGCACAAUAAUUCAGUACAAAUGAUUUUAACAGCAGAAACAAUUUGUUUAUAUGCGCAUAUUUGUUUAUAAGCUACACAAUAAAAAACGCAAGCCAAAAGUAGUUACACAUGAAUUACUUUGCUUGUUUAUAUAUUUAUUAGUAAAUAGAGUUUAGACUGUAAAAUUUCAGAUCCUGUUAAUUGUUCAUAAUCAUAUCAAUAAUGUAAGAACUUUUAAACAUUAUUUUAUAUUAUGUUAUGGUGUUCUUAUUAUCAUUAUUAUGAUAUAUAUAUAAAUGACAAGGUUGAAGAAGAAAAUGUUCCUAUUGAUAUUUUUCCUAUUAAUGCUCCGAACAAUUUUGGACAAUAUUUCUGAUUUAAACGCAUUUUAGACCAGUUAAAUGAAUUUACUAUUAUUUUAUCCAUAGGUAUGAAAACAUUAACACAAUAGAAAUAAAAGUUUUAUGUAAUUAUUAAACAAAAGUUUUACAUAUAAAAAAACGAUAUUUUUAAAUUGUUUUGUGCACAUGAGUAGAACCGAGCAUAACUUCUCAUGGCAAGCUGCAAGAAUCACCCAACAGUUGUGCCAAGGGGUAUCGGCAAAGUCAUUUCAGCACUCAACAAAUGCAGUUUUAACCUAAACACAUUAAAUUUUACAUUUCUUCUUUCUUAUUUACAUACCUUUCAGUCAAGUAGGGUGAUGGAGUACUGGACUGUGAAAAAGGUUUAAAAAGUUUUCUCCUUUAACCUUGUUAGAUUAUCGCCAAGUAUUUUUAUUAAUCCAUAUUUGUAUUUGGUAGUCAUAAUUGACCAUAUUAAUUAUUUAAAUUAAUUAUACCUUUUAAAUAAUGUCUUGGUUGAUAUGAAAAACCUAGUAACGAGGUGAAGGUUGUUGGUUCGAAUCCCGCUUGUGACAUUACCUUUUUCAGCUCAACAAAGACCUCAGAUAAAAAGUAUAAUUAAUUUAGAAUUAUUAAGUGCAAGUAUAUUUUUUCCUGCAUGAAGAUUGGCUGUGUGUUUGCUCAUGCCAAUUUGCAAUUUACCAAGCAUAAAAAAUGAUAAACAACCAACUGCUGUUUUCCUUUUUGGUACAUAUUCUAUUAAGUCACGAGUAAAUAUUAAACGAUUUUAACUUCACUUAUCUAGUUACACCAUCGUUCAAAUUAUCUGUGGGUUUGUCGAUUUUGAAUAAAUCGGAUGCUUUAUAGGUUUUAUGAUUAUAUAGCAUAAUUAUAACGCUUUAUCGGGAUGGAAUUUUAAGACUGGCUAACUCAUAGAAACUAAUUAUAAUUGUUUAAAAAAAUUCACGUAUAAGAUUGUUCGGGUCUCGUAAGUAAUGAAUAGACUUAAUAUUUUUUUUAUUUGUGCUUUUAAAUGUCUCAUGAUAAAAAUGGCUUUUAUUGUAGAUGUUGUCAAAUACAUUUUAUAAAAAUGUGUUAAUUUGUUAAUAUUCACGAAGACUCUUUGAGUUUAAAAUUGGAUAUUUUGUCAUAGUAAACAUGUUCAAAUAAAUUUCUCAGAUGUUUGCCUUACAAAAGACUAUUAAAAAUAUUGAAUUGGAGAGUAAAGGACCUGCAAGUGAGUCCGUUUCAAUAAAUCAUACGUUCACAUCAUCAUAUAAAUAUAUAGAUAAAUAUGAUAAACAUAUAUCAUAUAAAUCAUUAUGUUCAUAAUUCCAUUCAUUUAAAUUUUUACAUUUUUGAUUAUUGAUUUUUUCUUUACAAGAAUAAACUUUGUCUCAAAUCCUACUUAGAUUUAAUGUUUUUCAUUAUUACUGAUAUAUUUUUGCUGUUUGAAUAUAUAUUAUUUUUAUACAGAAAAUGUUUUCUUUAUGAAUAAGUAAAUUAUUGUAUAUUUGAAAUGAUCGUUUUGUUACUCCUGAACAAAUAUAAGUAGCAAUAAAUUGUAAAGAAAUGUUUAAUAAUAUAAAUCAAUGUCUGUUACACAACACACAACUUCCUUUAUCCAUCCUUUGUGUUAGUACCACAAAAUUUUAGUAGAACAAUAAUUAAAUCAUGUAAUUAAAUAAAAUAUAAACUGUUUGUAAAACUGUA
This is a messenger RNA of Cimex lectularius (bed bug), 4065 nucleotides long. It is a transcript of the gene Schip1, whose product is annotated as schwannomin-interacting protein 1 homolog. Gene Ontology annotation, biological process: positive regulation of hippo signaling. The record is from RefSeq and is a predicted model, not a curated record. The transcript has 10 exons. The coding region runs from base 1 to 1611 and encodes 536 amino acids. Gene Ontology annotation, cellular component: cell junction; plasma membrane. NCBI's taxonomy places the organism in Eukaryota, Metazoa, Arthropoda, Insecta, Hemiptera, Cimicidae.